Entelurus aequoreus (snake pipefish) is the source of this 2225-nucleotide messenger RNA. It is a transcript of the gene tubgcp4, whose product is annotated as tubulin gamma complex component 4. The transcript has 19 exons. Gene Ontology annotation, biological process: cytoplasmic microtubule organization; mitotic cell cycle; meiotic cell cycle. Gene Ontology annotation, molecular function: microtubule minus-end binding; gamma-tubulin binding. The coding region runs from base 65 to 2065 and encodes 666 amino acids. NCBI's taxonomy places the organism in Eukaryota, Metazoa, Chordata, Actinopteri, Syngnathiformes, Syngnathidae. Gene Ontology annotation, cellular component: spindle pole; gamma-tubulin complex; centrosome. The record is from RefSeq and is a predicted model, not a curated record.
CUGAGGCGGCGGUUGUUAUGAUUGAUCUGCUUUAUCUUUUGUAAAUUAAAUCACCUGAACUAAGAUGAUUCACGAGUUACUGUUGGCUUUGAGUGGAUUCCCAGGGACCAUUUUCACGUACAACAAAAGAACGGGUUUGCAGGUGUCUCAGGACCUGCCAUUCCUCCAUCCCAGUGAGACCGGUGUCUUCAAUCGACUCUGUAAACUGGGCUCCGACUACAUUCGAUUUACAGAGUUUAUAGAGCAACACUCUGGCCAUGUGCAUCAACAAGAACAUAACACAAAUCAGGCCAGCCAGACGGGACUUCACGGAUUUUACUUGCGUGCGUUCUGCACAGGACUUGACUCCAUGCUGCAGCCUUACAGACAGGCCCUGCUGGACCUUGAACAGGAGUUCCUUGGAGAUCCCCACCUGACCAUAUCCUAUGUGAAUUAUAAGCUUGAUCAGUUUCAGUUGCUUUUUCCCUCUGUCAUGGUGGUGGUCGAGGCUAUUAAAUCACAAAAGAUUCACGGCUGUCAAAUCCUGGAAAGUGUGUACAAGCACAGCUGUGGGGGGCUUCCUCCUGUACGCAUGGCCCUAGAAAAGAUCCUCGCAGUGUGCCAUGGUGUGAUGUACAAACAACUCGCAGCAUGGAUGUUGCAUGGUUUAUUGCUGGACCAAAAUGAGGAGUUUUUCGUGAAACAGGGUCCAAGCGCAGGAGGAGCAGCGUCAAACCAGGAGGAAGAAGAAGAGGAUCUUGGUCUAGGAGGCUUAAGUGGCAAACAGCUGAGAGAACUGCAGGAUCUGAGGCUGAUAGAGGAGGAGAACAUGUUGGCUCCAUCUCUCCAGCAGUUCUCCCUGCGAGCAGAGAUGUUGCCUUCUUACAUCCCCAUACGAGUGGCGGAAAAGAUCCUCUUUGUUGGAGAAUCUGUCCAAAUGUUUGAAAACCACAACCACAGCCCAUCUAGAGCUGGCUCCAUACUGAAACACCAGGAGGACAGUUUUGCUGCCGAGUUGCACAGACUCAAACAAGAGUCUCUCUUUAGCCUGGUGGAUUUUGAAAAUGUAAUUGAUGGCAUCAGAAGCACUGUGGCAGAGCAUCUUUGGACACUGAUGGUGGAGGAGUCUGAUCUUCUUGAGCAGCUCAAGAUCAUUAAGGACUUCUACUUGCUGGGUCGCGGCGAGCUCUAUCAGGUUUUUAUCGACCUAGCGCAGCACAUGCUGAAGACCCCACCGACGGCUGUCACCGAACACGAUGUAAAUGUGGCCUUCCAGCAAGCAGCCCAUAAGGUGCUGCUGGAUGAUGACAAUCUGCUGCCUUUACUGCACCUCACUGUUGACUACCAAGGCAAAGACAACAAAGAGAUGGCAGGUCCAAGAGAUGGAGUCACUCCUCCGCAAGACAUCUCCCCUCGUGAGAUGCCUCCCACAGGCUGGGCGGCUCUCGGCCUCAUCUACAAGGUUCAGUGGCCACUGCACGUCCUGUUCACUCCUGCUGUUCUGGAAAAGUACAACAUCGUGUUCAGGUACCUGCUGAGUGUGCGACGAGUGCAGUCGCAGCUGCAGCACUGCUGGGCUUUGCAAAUGCAGAGGAAACAUCUCAAGUCCAGUCAUAGCGACGCUAUUAAGUGGAGGCUACGCAACCACAUGGCUUUCCUGAUCGAUAACCUUCAAUACUACUUACAGGUGGACGUGUUGGAGUCGCAAUUCUCUCAGCUGCUUCAACAAAUCCACUCCACCAGAGACUUUGAGAGCAUCAGACUGGCCCACGACCAUUUCCUCAGCAACCUGCUGGCCCAGUCCUUCAUCCUCCUCAAGCCAGUCUUCCAUUGCUUGAAUGAGAUCCUGGAGCUCUGUCAGAGCUUCUGUUCCUUGGUUAGUCAGAGUGUGGCCCUACUGGACGAGAGGGGAACAGCUCAGCUGGACAUCCUGGUGAAGGGCUUCAGGCGUCAGUCCUCGCUGUUGUUCAAAAUCCUGUCAAGCGUGAGGAAUCACCAGAUCAACUCGGAUCUGGCUCAGCUGCUUCUGCGACUGGACUACAACAAGUACUACACCCAUGCUGGAGGAACCCUGGGCAGUGUUUAAGAAGACUAGAAGAGAAACCCCAUCAGUCUUGUCCAUGUGGUAUUUCCUGUCAAGUAUGACAUUCUAAAGAGGUGAUUUUUGUACAAAGUGUAAAUACUGAAUCAUGUACUGUAACAUUUUGUCUAAAAUAAAACAAUCGACACAACUGAAACGGCUCAAA